UUUGACUGCGGCGCCAAGAACCCGAGCUGGGCCAGCAUCACCUACGGGGUCUUCCUGUGCAUCGACUGCUCCGGCGUCCACAGGUCCCUGGGCGUGCACCUCAGCUUCAUCAGGUCCACAGAGUUGGAUUCUAACUGGAACUGGUUCCAGCUGAGGUGUAUGCAAGUGGGCAGCAACGCCAAUGCGACUGCUUUCUUCCGCCAGCAUGGCUGCACUACCACAGAUGCCAACGCUAAGUAUAAUAGUCGAGCUGCCCAGAUGUACAGGGAGAAGAUUCGGCAGCUGGCAAGUGCUGCCAUGGCCAAAUAUGGCACUGAUCUGCUUAUAGAUGGACUGAGUGGGGCCCUUGGGCACUCUCCUGACAAAAGUGAUGCUGAUUUCUUCAUGGAGCACACACAGUCUUCUAGUACCUGGGAUGUAGCAGAUGCCAGCCAGAAUCCUGCAGAGUCUUCCUCGGAAGUGGAAAAAGCAGCAAAGUCAUCAGAAGGCAGUGAAGUGUUGAAUUCCAGCCAGGGCCCCUCUAUUGACUUGUUGAGCACGUCUCCUAAACCUCUUCUAGAACUUAAGUCCUCGCUCAUUGGAAAGAAGAAGCCAGGAGCUGCCAAGAAAGGGUUGGGUGCAAAAAAAGGUCUUGGAGCCCAGAAAGUGAGCAGCCAGAGCUUCAGUGAGAUUGAGCGGCAAGCCCAGGUGGCAGAGCAGCUGAGGGAGCAGCAGGCAGUGGAGUCCAGGAAACAAGCAGAGGAGUCCAUAGUCACCUCAAUGCGACUGGCUUAUCAGGAGCUGCAGCCAGAUCGGAAGAAGGAAGAGAAGAAACUUCAGAACCUUGAAGGGAAGAAGCGUGAACAAGCAGAGAGGCUGGGCAUGGGCUUGGUGUCUAGAAGUUCUGUUUCACACUCGAUGAUGUCUGAGAUGCAAGUAAUUGAGCAGGAGACGCCACUGGCUGCAAAAUCUUCCCGCUCCCAGCUGGACUUGUUUGAAGAUGCUGGAGGCUUCACAUCUGGACCCCCUAAGUACAAACAUAAUCCCUUCUCAUUUGAAGAUGCAUUUGGCUCGCGAUGGGAAACGGACUCUUCCUGGGGUAUGGACAAAGAGGAAGAACCUGAGGUGACCAUUUCCAGUAUUCGGCCAGUUUCAGAGAGACCCACCAGUAGGUGGGAGACAGAGAACAGGACAUCGGUUGUGGAAUCCAAUGAGGCUCGGCAGAAGUUUGCAGGGGCUAAAGCUAUCUCUUCAGAUAUGUUCUUCGGGCGGGAGACAGAUGCUGAGUAUGAAGCCAGAUCCCGACUGCAGCAGCUCUCAGGCAGCAGUGCCAUCAGCUCUGCAGACCUGUUCGGAGAAGCUGAGAAUGUGCACUCAGGUGGCGUGUCAAUUGGAAGUGUCCUGCCUGCAGCUGACAUUGCACAGUUCAAGCAAGGAGUGAAAUCAGUUGCUGGCAAGAUGGCUGUCCUAGCCAACGGGGUGAUGAACUCCCUCCAGGAUCGUUAUGGCUCAUAUUGAUGACCCAGGGACUGCAACUAAAAGGGAAGCCGGCAAGACGUACUGAUGCCACCUCUGCCUGGAGUAAACUGCAGGAUUGUUUUAGUUUGUCUGGGGUGGGUGGGGAGGGGAGAAGGUAAGCAGAGGGGGUCAGGACAUGGCUGUGCCCAGGAUGCUUUCCAAAUAUCUCUGGAUUCCACUCUAUUAAAAUUCAAUGUGCCCUCAUACCCACUGCUAUCUACUAGCCAGUGGAGACAGGCUUUCUUGCAGGGUUAAUCUCACUGCUGUAAAAGAUGACAAGAACUCCCAGGCUCCCUUC
Leptosomus discolor (cuckoo roller) is the source of this 1795-nucleotide messenger RNA. The record is from RefSeq and is a predicted model, not a curated record. NCBI's taxonomy places the organism in Eukaryota, Metazoa, Chordata, Aves, Leptosomiformes, Leptosomidae.